AUGUCUCAGACGAAGAAAUUGACGCCGAAUCUGGAUCAGCAGACCACGAAGGUGCUGAAUCUCACGGUGCUCCAACGAAUCGAUCCAUUCAUUGACGAGAUUCUCUUCACCGCCGCCCAUGUCUCCUUCUACGACUUCAACAUCGAAAGCAACCAGUGGAGUCGCAAGGAUGUCGAAGGAUCUCUCUUCGUUGUCAAGAGGAAUUCACAACCACGGUUUCAGUUUAUCGUAAUGAAUCGACGAAAUACAGAUAACCUAGUGGAGAAUCUAUUGGAUUUUGAGUAUGAACUUAAAAACCCGUACCUAUUAUAUCGGAAUGCGGCUCAAGAAGUUAAUGGUAUAUGGUUUUACAAUUCAGAGGAAUGUGAGGAAGUUGCAAAUCUUUUUAACAGGAUACUUAAUUUGUACCCAAAGGCAUCUCCAACUACAGGAACACCAACUAACAGAAGUGGGUUUGAGGACCAUCAGCCAGUGUCAAUUAUACCAGAAAACCCUGUAGAAUCAUCUUUAGCUACUGCUUCUGCAACUGAUGCUGUUGAAGAUCCUGUAUUUACAAACUUUUUCAGUACAUUGAAGGCUACUGGAAAUUAUGCUUCCACUGUAGAAAAUGUUAGACAACCUUCUACGACUGUCACUCCUAUUGCUCCUAGUGGUUUAUUUUCUCCUGCAUCUACUGUGCAAAUACCCGUCUCUCAUUCAACUUCAUCUAUAUCAGGCUUCCAUAUUGAUUCUCUUGAAACAGUCAAAAGUGGCAGUCAAGUCAUUAAUCUUGUUAAGCCUUCUACUUUUUUCGCAUCAACUUCUUCGUCUUCACUGUUAGCUCCACCUAUUUCUUCACCUGUGCUGCCUAGUGCAGUUGUUAAUCAUUCCUUGAAUCUGCCACGACCAUAUGGCACUCCGGUACUUCAACCCUUCCCACCCCCUAAUCCUCCUCUCUCUCUUACCCCUGUUUCAAGCUCUAGUCCAAAUAGACCUGUAAUAGGCAGGGACAGCGUUCGCCAUGCACUUUUAUCAUUGGUUCAGGAUGAUCAAUUCAUUGAUAUGAUGUUCCAGGCAUUACUGAAGUGUAUUGUAGAAAUAGCCGUAUGUUUCUGCACAAUGAUAAGUGUUUCGAUGUCAGUGUCGCCUUAUUACCCUUUGUUGUAUGUUCUUUGUGUUUUAAAAUACAAUCAUGGUUCUGUCGGUGUCUGUGCAUCAAGUCGGACAAGUCCUCUCUAUGGACAAAUGAAGAUAUGUAUGUACAAUCCCAUGUUUAACAUGCUGCUAACAACAAUCUUUAAUGGGAUGAAAUCACAACAAAACGAAAUUGCAAGAACUAAGGAGGUGCAGGAAGAAACAGCGUUCAUUGAUUAUGUUAUGGGCUGUGGGUAUGAAGACCAACCCAAAUACCCAGUUCUGCAUGCCCCUCCUCCUAUAUUGGGCCUGGCCUGUUGCAGCCUAAGCCCACGAUUGGGUUGA
Molecule: messenger RNA, 1458 nt
Organism: Sphenostylis stenocarpa
Lineage: Eukaryota; Viridiplantae; Streptophyta; Magnoliopsida; Fabales; Fabaceae
Source: the annotation of a GenBank genome assembly